CUGCUCGCCUGCAAACAGGAACCUAGAAAGUUGCUCUGGAGAAAAUGUCAGCCGGGGAGGAAUUCUUUGCGGGCAUCCCCAGGAUCCCGUUUUUCCCCAGUGCUAGGCCAGGAGACGCCCUGUGUUUCAAACAGUACAAUGCAGAGGAGGUGCUGAUGGGAUGGACCAUGGAGGACUGGUUGAGGUUCUCAGUCUGUUACUGGCCCUCCUUCUGUGGAACUGACACUCCGUGAACGGUGCAGCCACCAACCCUGACUGUCAUGUUCUGGCCUACGCUGGUGCUCAGGUGAAGAAGGGACUGGAUAUUGCCAAGAAGCUUGGUGCAGAGAAUUUUGUGUUCUGGGGAGGAAGAUAAGGUUUUCAUUCAAUCCAUAAUACUGUGGUUGCUGCUGAGCUGAAGCACAUGGCCAACUUCUUCAAAAUGGCAGUUAGGUACAAAGAGCACAUUGGGUUAAAGUGUCAGUUUCUAAUUGAACCAAAGCCCAAGGAGCCCUGCAAACACCAGUAUGGUUAUGAUGCCAUGAGUGUUAUAGGAUUCCUGAAGCACUAUGGUCUGGAGAGUCACUUCAAGUUGAACAUUGAGCCCAACCACACCACCCUUGCAGGACACUCCUACGAACAUGACGUUGUCUAGGCUUCUACGUUUAGCAUGCUGGGUUCAGUUGACGCAAACACUGGCUCUCCAGACCUGGGGUGGUACACAGAUCAGUUCCCCAUGGACAUCAGGAACACCACCUUGGUCAUGAAGACCAUCAUUGAACAAGGUGGUCUGCAGCCAGGAGGCCUCAACUUUGAUGCUAAGGUGUGCAGAGAUUCUACAGACCUGGAAGACCUGUUCAUAGCUCACAUUGGAGCCAUGGACACCUUUGCAAGAGGACUCAGGAACGCUGUUAGCAUCAUUGAGGAUGGAAUUAUCACUGGUAUGGUGAAGGAGCGAUACUCGAGCUUCAGUCAGGGCCUUGGUCAGAAAGUGGAGGAUGGUUCUGCAACCUUAGAGGAGAUGGAGGCCUUCAUCAAGCAGAAUGGUGAACCCAGAGUCACAUCAGGCAAGCAAGACAAAUAUGAAUCCAUCUUUAAUCACUACAUUUAAAAAAAAUCAACCCUCCUGUGUGACCUUUGACCUGAAAUAUAAGCUGUGUUACCCAGGUGCAUGGUGAUGAAACACUGUAGAGCAGAUCAAACACAAAGUUUAAAAUGUAGAGCAUGUGAUUCAUCCCACUGGGAUUAAUAGUUAUUCUACUGAAUACAUGCAGAUGUUUAGCUGAAUCUGAUACGGUAAUGAUUCAGACUGUCUGACUAAUGGACCAAUUCAAUAUAAUAUUUUUUAUAUGUCAUUCAAACUAUAUCACUACAAUAUAAAAUGUCACCUGCCCCAUGAUGUAACAAGGCUGUAGUCAUAUUAACUAUUGACUAAUGUUGAAACAUCUCACAGUUGAAAUACAUCAACAGCCUGAAACGUUAUGGGUUUACAUCCUUGAUACUGGAACACAUUAUAAGAAAAUGUAUCUUAUUUGCAUUGCAUCAUAUUAACCAAUAUAAAGACACAUUUUUGCUUUACUAAAGCUGAUCUAAACAAAAAUGUUAAAAUGAAGGUAUAGUUAGUUCCUGUAUUUAUUUGUUUUAUAACUGCAAUUCUUCUUCGUCUUGUCUAAUUUGAAAUAUUCUCCUAGUCAACGCUAGAAGUGGUUGAAGUAGGUUUUUUUAUCUGGGGAGAAAAACAGCUGGUUUGGGUCAAAUUCUUUUCAGCCCAGUUUCUCCACCUUUCAGAUUGAACUGAUGUGUCAGACUUUAUUUACAUGUUUGCCUCCUGAUGAAUAAUUUUGCUAACCUUUGAGUAUUUGAAGCAGUAUGGUGUCACACAAUGACACAUGGUCUGUUCAGAGCAAUGAACACUGGAGAGAGGAUUCACUCUGAGCCUUUUUCUGGAUACCACGAGUUACAUCAACCUGAGGUAACACUUCCUUUGCUACAAAUACAGAAUAUCUAUUUGGCAGCACAACAAACUAAUGCUAAAAUGUGCAUUAUUGUGAGUGUUUUACAGAAUUAGUGAGAUUAUUCAGUAUGCACAACUUUUGGAACUAUGGUAACAGCUUGUCAUCUCUGCUUCAGAUGACACACGAGAGCAUCUAUAGGAUUUAUGGCAUUCGCGUUUUUAUGCUCCAGAGUGAUCAUCCUGUCAGACAUGAGCCCUCUUUCCUCCAGGUCCCCUUUCUGCUGUUAAAUAAAUGAAACUCGCACCUUUCCACUGACAUCACAUCAUACUACCAUCCUGCACGCCCGCUGUCCAAUCAGCGGCCGAGGGGUUGGCCCUUCGCCGUCGUGGUGGCCAAUCGGAGGAUAGCGUGAGCUCUGCUCACCACCGCGUUGCUCCUGAUAUGCGGGUUGAGCUGUGAAGGAGGCGGGACGUGGAUCCAGCCAAUCCAGAUUCGUCCGUGUUUCUCAUUAACAUAGAGGCUUCAGCAGCAGCAGUAGCAUCAUCGCGCCUACUGAGAUAAAGUUAUCAUGAGUUUCCAAAGGUGAGUCUUUGUUUAGGGCGGGCUCCUGUUGUGCAGAACCUGAGAAACUAAUGAAGAAUACUUAUUGAUGAUUUAAUUAGCCCGAACCCUUUUUUUAAUCAGCCUAGAAACCCUGUGUCUCAGCUGUGCACUGUCUUAGUUUAGAUUGUUUUAAAUCCUACAAGAUGUGGACUUUCCUGGGAAUAGCGAGCCUCACGUACCUGUACAAAAAGUCGGACACCGUUUUGAGUGUGGCCAACAAAGAGGUGCUGGUGGCCGCAGCCCUGCUGGUCACAGUGGGUCUGCUGCUCUCAUACAUCACCUACUUCCACAAGCUCCGACUCUCUCAGGUCGUGUGUUCACCUCUGAGCCUCCUCUCCUUUGUGCCAGUCGUCAACCACUUCAUCCCUCAGACUCUUGCACAGAGCAGCGGCAAGACCGAGGACAGCUGCAGAAAGAGCCGGAGAACAAGGAAACGAGCAGAUGUAGAGGUCUCUUCCACAGAGAGCGCUGCCUCAACCAGUCGCUCCUCAGUUGCCCCAGAGCCAGAUGUGCUGAUCGUUGGGGCAGGGGUCCUGGGCUCAGCGAUGGCGGCCGUCCUGGCCCGGGACGGGAGGAAGGUGACGGUAGUGGAGAGGGACCUGAAGGAGCCUGACAGGAUAGUUGGGGAGCUGUUGCAACCUGGAGGAUACAAGGCUCUUAAAGACCUGGGCCUGGAAGGUUCAGUGGAGGGUCUGGAUGCCCAUCUGGUGAACGGCUAUGUGAUCCAUGACAUGGCCAGCAGCACGGAGGUGGAGAUCCCUUACCCUCAGGAGGAGGACAGCAUCCAGUGUGGACGUGCUUUCCAUCACGGUCGAUUCAUCAUGGGCCUGAGGAGAGUCGCCUUGGCCGAGCCAAAUGUCACAUUCGUAGAAGGGACUGUGAGCAGUUUGCUGGAAGAAUACGGCAGCAUAAUGGGAGUCCAGUACAAGGAUAAAGGAACUGGAGACCUCAAGGAAAUCCGUGCAGCGCUGACUGUGGUGGCUGAUGGCUGCUUCUCCAAGUUCAGGAAGAGCCUGGUUUCUGGGAAAGCUCAAACCUCCUCUCACUUUGUCGGUUGCCUCAUGAAUGACUGUCCUCAGUUUAAAGCCAACCACGCUGAGCUGGUGCUGGCCAACCCGAGCCCGGUGCUCAUCUACCAGAUCUCCUCAUCACAGACCAGAGUGCUGGUUGACGUCAGGGGGGAGAUGCCACGCAACCUCUCAGAGUACAUGGCUGAGAAGAUACACCCACAGCUGCCAGAGCAUUUACAGGAGCCUUUCAUGGUGGCGCUGCAGAAUGAUCGACUCAGAUCCAUGCCUGCCAGCUUCCUCCCGCCCUCCCCUGUCAAUAAACCAGGUGUCCUUCUCCUUGGUGACGCGUACAACAUGAGGCAUCCUCUGACGGGAGGAGGGAUGAGCGUCGCGCUCAACGAUGUUCGCAUCUGGAGGGACCUGCUCAACAACAUCCCCGACCUGUACGACGACAAGGCCAUGCUGCAGGCAAAGAAAAGAUUCCACUGGGAACGCAAGUCAUCACAUUCUUUUGUGGUGAAUGUGUUGGCCCAGGCCCUGUAUGAGCUGUUUUCAGCCACUGACAAUUCUCUCUGCGAGCUGAGAAAAGCCUGCUUCCAGUACUUCAAGCUGGGUGGAGAGUGCAUUGCUGGACCUAUUGGACUUCUCUCAGUUCUGACACCAAAACCUAUGAUGCUUAUUGGACACUUCUUUGCCGUGGCGAUGUAUGCAAUCUACGUGAACUUCAAGUCGGAGUCGUGGAGCACUAAACCUCGAGCUUUAUUCAAGAGUGGGGCCAUCCUGUAUCGAGCCUGUACGGUCAUGUUUCCUCUCAUCUACUCUGAAUUCAAGUACCUGGUGUACUGACGAGCAUCUGGACUCAGAUAGACCUAACCCGAUGUCAGGUCUACGUCUUAAGUUGGAAGCAAAAUUCUAAAUAAGUGUAUUAUCUGAGAGUACUUUCUAUGUUUGCCUGCCUGCUGAAAAAGGCGACGUUACCAUCUCAAACCAUGAGGAUUUUCUACAUAUGCCUCUGCCUUACUUUAAACUGUCUUACUGUGCUUACCUCAUGCCCUGUUCCAGUAUGGACAUGCCAUGCAAUUAUACCGUAUUAUCCAUGUAUGCAUUUACCCACAGUCUGCCCUUUAUGCUGGAGGUGUAUCAUACUGUGCAUUAGUUCACACUGAAUGAUUAACACUUAAUAUUCAGCGCUGUGGAAAUAUUCCUGCCAAACAGAAUUACCAUGUGGAGCUUGGCAAUGGAGUGUCAUAAUUCUGCUACACAUAAACUUUCCUGCUGUGUGUUUGAUAUAUCCAUUGCUAAUGAUGGUGACAAAUUUGUAAUACAAGGAUUUCAUAUUUUAAAUCUGAAGCACUUAUGAUGGGAUGUCAUAAAACAGCAAGCUGUACAUUGGUUUAUAUACAGCAAUCACACUUCUCUAGUGUUUUCAACAUGAUUCUGCUUAGCAAAAGGACUACAGCACUUUCUAUUCAAACAUAUUUCUUUUUUCUGUAAAGGUAGUUUCCUUCCUUCCUAAGAGUGUUGUUCCUUGUGUACUGUGAUAAAAAAGUUUUUGUUACAAUA
Platichthys flesus (European flounder) is the source of this 5110-nucleotide messenger RNA. RefSeq names its product squalene epoxidase a (gene sqlea). Bases 2681 to 4393 code for a protein of 570 amino acids. NCBI's taxonomy places the organism in Eukaryota, Metazoa, Chordata, Actinopteri, Pleuronectiformes, Pleuronectidae. Gene Ontology annotation, biological process: cholesterol metabolic process; sterol biosynthetic process. Gene Ontology annotation, molecular function: flavin adenine dinucleotide binding; squalene monooxygenase activity. Gene Ontology annotation, cellular component: endoplasmic reticulum; membrane. The transcript has 21 exons. The record is from RefSeq and is a predicted model, not a curated record.